Messenger RNA from Solenopsis invicta (red fire ant), 1035 nucleotides. Its product is annotated as zinc finger MYM-type protein 1-like. The record is from RefSeq and is a predicted model, not a curated record. The transcript has a single exon. The coding region runs from base 1 to 1035 and encodes 344 amino acids. Lineage: Eukaryota; Metazoa; Arthropoda; Insecta; Hymenoptera; Formicidae.
AUGUCGGUUGAUUUACAACUUAUAGAGAGUAUUAAAAAUGAAGCCAAAACAUGGAUAGCAAUCCUGCAAAGAAUUCUGGACGUGGUAUUAUAUCUUGGAUUGAGAGGAUUGGCUUUUAGGGGCAGCAAUGAAUUAAUCGGCGAUCCAAAAAAUGGCAACUUCUUAGGUUCUCUACAGUUGAUUAGCCAUUACGAUACAAUAAUGCAUGAUCACUUGGAAAAAGAAUCUCAGAAAAUUCAUAAACGUCUACAAGUUCAUUAUUUGUCUCCAGAAUCACAAAAUGAAUUUAUUGAUUGUUGUGCAAGCCACGUUCGUCAGGUAAUCUUAGAAGAAAGAGCGAAAUAUUAUUCGAUCAUCGUCGACGCAACACCAGAUUCGGCACACAUGGAACACACGGUUUUCAUUUUACGAUAUGUUUUAUUGAAUGAGGACUUGCAUCGAUAUGAAAUUCAUGAACGUUUUUUAGAGUUUGCCGACUCUAACAAAAAAACUGAAAAAGCAAUUGCAGAGCUCAUUCAAGACACACUAAGAAAACAUCAAAUUCCUUUUGCAGAAUGUCGUGGACAAGGAUAUGACAAUGGGAGUAACAUGAAUGGACAAUACAAAGGAGCGCAACGAGAAAUUCUGAACAACAUCCCAUUUGCUAUUUUUUCACCUUGCGGUUGUCACACUUUAAAUUUAUGUGGCGUUCAAGCGGCUGAGUGUUGCUCACAAGUUCUAACAUUUUAUGGAGUUGUACAAAAGUUAUUUAAUACAUUUAGUUCUAGCCCUCAAAGAUGGGAAAUUUUACAAAAGAAGAUAGGCUGUUCAUUACACAGUCUAUCUCAAACUCGUUGGUCUGCUCGGGUAGAGUGUGUAAAACCUUUUGCAGCUCACAUUCCUGGAAUUACUGAAGCUAUUAUUGAAAUUGAGACGGUAAAUCUUACUCCUGAAACUAGGUUCGAUAUUAAAGGCACAAAAACAUACAUGGAGUCCUUUGAAUGCACGCUUUUAGCCUCGAUUUGGCUGAAAGUUUUAACUACAAUAAACUAUUGA